This is a messenger RNA of Camponotus floridanus (Florida carpenter ant), 2789 nucleotides long. Its product is annotated as histone acetyltransferase KAT2A. The transcript is spliced from 5 exons. Bases 118 to 2553 code for a protein of 811 amino acids. NCBI's taxonomy places the organism in Eukaryota, Metazoa, Arthropoda, Insecta, Hymenoptera, Formicidae. Gene Ontology annotation, cellular component: histone acetyltransferase complex; nucleus. The record is from RefSeq and is a predicted model, not a curated record. Gene Ontology annotation, molecular function: protein binding; histone H3 acetyltransferase activity. Gene Ontology annotation, biological process: chromatin remodeling; positive regulation of transcription by RNA polymerase II.
UUGAAGAGAUGCAAUUUAUAUAACCUAAUCUGUCAAAAAUUCAUGUUCCAUUCAAUAAUAUAAUAAUACACAUCAUUAUAUCAUAACAUCAUAGAAAAUGUGCUGAUUAUAAUAAAGAUGGCGUCCGAGGAUUCCAAACCUCAAACAAUACCAGCUUCUUCGGAAGAGACUAGCCAACCUGUUACCAAUACUUUGCAGCAGGAAAGUAAAGAUCCAAGCUCAACUAAGCCACAGACUCAAGCAAAUCGACAAAACAAUCUCCAAAGGAUACAGCAACGCAAGCAGCAAAUGUACAAUUGGCCACAAAUCAAGAAAUUAUUGAAGCUUGCAAAUUAUAGCGCUUGUCAAGUAGAAGAAUGUAAAUGUAAUGGUUGGAAAAAUACACAACCAAUUAUAAAGUCACCAAAAGGCGAAACACAACAGCCUGUUAUAAACUUUUUUGAUCCAUGCAAGAUGUGUACUCAUAUUUUAGAAAAUCAUAUUAAACACUUACCAGUGCAAUCUGAUGAAGAAAUCAAUAGACUAUUGGGAAUGGCUAUUGAUGCAGAUAAUAUUUUCAUGAGCAUACAUAGAGAAGGAGAUCCUGAUACUAAAAAAGUAUAUUUUUAUUUAUAUAAAAUAUUAAGGAGAUGUAUUUUAUCUAUGACAAAACCGGCUGUGGAAGAUGCAUUGGGACAACCGCCGUUCGAAAGACCAAGCAUAGCAAAGGCAGUGAUGAAUUUUGUUUUAUAUAAAUUUAGUCAUUUGCCUCCAAGAGAAUGGCAAGUAAUGUGUGAUAUGGCGAAAAUGUUUCUGCACUGUCUGAAUUAUUGGAAUUUCGAAGCACCUAGUGCCAGACGAAAUGCUGAAGAUGGCAAUGUUUAUAAAAUUAAUUAUACUCGUUGGCUUGUCUUUUGCCAUGUGCCUGCAUUUUGCGACUCGUUGCCGCAUCACGAUACUCCAUUAGUUUUCGGGAAAACUCUGCUACAAGCUGUAUUUAGAUCAGUUUGUAGACAAUUAAUGGAUAAGUGUCGCACUGAAAUAGAAAAAAUAGCGGCAGAGAAAAGAGUUUUACUUUUAACACAUUUUCCCAAGUUUCUUUCAUUAUUGGAAAAAGAAAUUUAUUCCGAUAAUUCACCUAUUUGGGACCCCGAAUUUAAACAGUCGCCACCUUCUCAUCUUCAGUCUGCCUUAGAAUCAAAAGGACAUCAAGCAAAAAAAAUGGGAGAAUUUGAAAAAGUAACUGUAACUCCGAAUCAAAAAGACAAUUUUACAACAAUAAAUAUCAGUCCUGGAGUGAAGAAAAUUCAGGAAAAACGUCCUAACACCGAAGUGCGUCUUGACACAAAGAGGCGAAAAACCGAAGAGACUUUCGAGGAUUUGCCAGAUGAAACUAUUGCUGAAAUUGUUGCGUCUAUUAAUAAUACUAAUUAUAUAUCCGGUUCUGAUACGGUAUUUCCACCGGACGUUCCGCGAGACGAAACUGCUAAAAAUGAAGAAAGUAAAAAGAUAAUAGAAUUUCAUGUAAUUGGAAAUAGCCUUACACGACCAGUAUCUAAGCAAACUAUGCUCUGGCUGAUAGGAUUACAAGAUGUAUUUAGUCAUCAAUUACCUGAAACGUUCAAAGAAUAUAUUACUCAGCUUGUUUUUGAUCCAAAGCACAAAACACUAGCCUUGAUAAAGGAUGGUCGACCAAUUGGCGGUAUUUGUUUCUGUAUGUUCCCAAGUCAAGGUUUCACCGAAAUAGUGUUUUGUGCUGUCACGAGUCAUGAACAAGUAAAAGGAUAUGGGACGCAUUUGAUGAAUAUGUUGAAAGAUUAUCAUAUCAAGAACAACAUAUUGCAUUUUCUUACAUUUGCAGACGAUUUCGCUAUUGGAUAUUUUAAGAAACAGGGAUUUAGCAAAGAUAUAAAACUACCGAAAUCGGUACACCAGGGAUACAUUAAAUAUUACGUGAAAGCAACAUUAAUGCAUUGUGAACUAAACCCGAAGAUAGUGUAUACUGAAUUUACGGCAGUUAUUAGAAAGCAGAAAGAAAUUUUAAAGAAAUUAAUUCAGCAGAGACAACAAGAAAUACAGAAAGCGCAUCCGGGUUUGACAUGUUUUAAAGAGGGCGUAAGAGCAAUUCCCAUCGAGUCCAUCCCGGGAAUUUAUGAAACUGGAUGGAAAAGUUCCGCUCAAACACGAACGAGAGGUGUGACGAAAGGAUCGCAAGGUCCGGAAUCGAUAGAUACAAACUUGGAUAUGUCAGAUUCUCUAUAUAACACAUUAGAUAGUGUGUUGAACAGUGUAAAGAAGCACAGUACAGCGUGGCCUUUUUUGAAACCCGUAGAUAAAAACGAUGUUCCAGAUUAUUACGAUCAUAUAAUAUAUCCCAUGGAUCUCAAAACCAUGCAAGAUCGUUUGAAAGCGGGAUACUAUGUAAUUAAAAAAUUAUUUAUAGCGGACAUGUUACGGAUCUUCACUAAUUGCAGAUUGUACAAUAGUCCCGACACUGAAUAUUACCGAUGUGCCAAUGCCUUAGAGAAGUACUUUCAAACGCGUAUGAAAGAAGUUGGUCUCUGGGAUAAGUAAAACUUUUAAUAUUGUUGUGAUAUAUAUAUAUAUAUAUAUAUAUAUAUAACGAUAAUAUGUUGAUAGUUGAAACUUCUUAACUUAUUCUUACUACAAAGUUUACUUGCUUUAUAAAAAAGUUCACAUAAAAUUCACACUUCUUCUUGUGUGGUAUAUUUGUAUUAAAAUAAAAUUAAAUAGAGAUAUAUUCUUUUGUGUGUGAGUCAGUGCGCGUCAAACUGAAAAAAAAAAAAAAA